This is a messenger RNA of Bacillus rossius redtenbacheri, 1557 nucleotides long. Its product is annotated as nociceptin receptor-like. Lineage: Eukaryota; Metazoa; Arthropoda; Insecta; Phasmatodea; Bacillidae. The record is from RefSeq and is a predicted model, not a curated record. Gene Ontology annotation, biological process: G protein-coupled receptor signaling pathway. Gene Ontology annotation, molecular function: G protein-coupled receptor activity. Gene Ontology annotation, cellular component: plasma membrane. The transcript is spliced from 6 exons. The coding region runs from base 1 to 1557 and encodes 518 amino acids.
AUGAACGCCACUCUGCGCGUCGUGGAGGACAUCGAGCGCUACUACACGCCCGUGCUCAUCCUCCUGGGCUCGGUGGGCAACUGCGUGUCCGUCGUCGUGUUCUUCUGCACCAAGCUGCGCAAGCUGUCGUCCAGCACGUACCUCGCGGCGCUCGCCGCCAGCGACACGGCCGUGCUCGCCUGCCUGCUCGCCAACUGGCUCGACAUGGUCGCCGACACCGACAUCAAGUCGCGGCCCGUCGUCUGCGAGGCCUUCCACUUCGUUCUGUACGCGUGCUGCUUCCUGAGCGCCUGGCUGGUGGCCGCCUUCACCGUCGAGCGCUUCUUCGCCGUGCUGUACCCGCUGCGGCGGCCGUCCGUGUGCACGGUGGCGCGCGCGCGCCAGGUGCUGGCGGCGCUGACCGUCUGCGCCGCCGCCGCCUCCACGCCCGUCGUCUUCGUCGUCAAGCUGCAGCCCAAGCCCAACUCCUCCGAGCUGGUGUGCGACCUGGACCAGGAGCGCCGCGGCCUCGCGCACGCCUUCAACUACGCCGACACCGUCCUCACGUUCGUCGUGCCCUUCGGCGUCAUCGCCAGCCUCAACAUGUGCAUCGUGAGCGCCGUGUGGCGGCUCGCGUGGGUGCGCCGCUCCAUGACCUUCACGUCGACGGCGCCCCGCGGGGACGCCGCGCCCGCCUCGUCGUCGUCGCGCAGGAAGCACCAGCAGCACCUCCGCUCGUCCGGCUCGCAGUCCAAGGUCACCAAGAUGCUUCUGGUCGUGUCCACGGUCUUCCUCAUCCUCAACCUGCCCGGCUACCUCUUCCGGAUCGUCGGCUACGUGCAGGUGAGUCACACGCACAUGGUGAUUUUUCUGGUUCGUCACGUGUGCAUGCUGCUGUACACCACCAACUUCGGCAUCAACUUCGUGCUGUACUGCGUCAGCGGCCAGAACUUCCGGCGCGCGCUGCAGUCGCUGUGCUGCCCGCGGCGCCGCCACAACCCGGACACGCCGCCCGCCACCACAGUUUGGUUCGCGCCAUGGAUGGACCUGGACGAGCUGGACGAGCUGGAACGCGCUGUUGCAGUGGUGUCGGAGAUGCUGCGGUCCAGCGGCUCGGUGGCGCACCGCCGGGUCGCCACGCUGAACGGCGCGGCGGCCGCCACGCCCGGCGGCUGGCGCGACGCCCACGAGCUCCUGCCGCUGUCCAAAGGUCAUGGCAACCCCGCCGCCCCUGGAUGUUUGCGAGCCCGUCUCUCUGUGACGUGGACCCGGCGGCCGGCUGUCGCGCGGGCCAACUCCCCGCCCCGAGGAGAUACGGUCCCCGGCGGCUACGCCUUAAAUCACCGCCGCGUGUUUGAUAAGGCAUCUCCCGCGCUGUUUGAGCACGCAAAACACCGCGUGACGUCACGAGACCACGCCGCCGGGCGGCAGCCGGCGGACAGGCGGGUCGAGAUGUGUCCUGCGCGGCGACGCUCGCUAUUCAUGAGCGGCCCCUGUCCUGCCGGUCGCGAGGAGCGGGAGGUGACACCUCAUACCUCAUCGGUCACGCUCGGGGCUCCCGGUGUAAUUGCGAGUUGA